AUGGUCCACCCCACUAUUACCUGCUGCAAGAUCACCAAAGACGGCUCCUGCGUCUGCGCCGCCCAGGCCAAGUGCUCCUGUGGCCAGCAGAGCGCCCUCCACUGCAGCUGCAAUAGAGCUUCUUCCGAGAACGUUGUUUCUGGUCCCCGCUGCUCAUGCCGCUCUCGUCCAGCUGGCCAAUGCACCUGUGAGCGCUCCGUCACCGAGAACCAGACUAUCACUGGUGAGACUUGUGCCUGUGGCAGCCGUCCUCAGGCUUCUUGCACUUGCGAGAAGGCCGCUGCCUUUGACUCUGCCCUUGAAGUUGACUUCACCGGUACUGCCUAA
Messenger RNA from Penicillium digitatum Pd1, 327 nucleotides. Its product is annotated as putative copper resistance protein Crd2. The record is from RefSeq and is a predicted model, not a curated record. NCBI's taxonomy places the organism in Eukaryota, Fungi, Ascomycota, Eurotiomycetes, Eurotiales, Aspergillaceae.